AAUAUGGUCAAAAACUAAAAGAGGAUCAGUGUGUGUUUAAAUCAUGGCAUAUAACCGAGACUGCUUGUUAGUGUAUAAUGAUUGAGCUACAUGUAAAAUUUAAUACUAUUUGGUAUAUAGUUUUAAUAAUUUCCUCUAUAUCAACUGGUAUAAAAUCAGGCGAUCCUGCUUGUUGCUUUGUUAGCCCAAGGGGUAUCACCAGAACAUAUGUCAGUAAAAUGUCACCUAUAAAAAACCAUUUCAUGGAAUCAAGUCAAUCUCAUUUUAGUACAAAGAAUAGUACUCGUGUUAUAGCACAGAAAGGUGGUUUGGCUGUUUUACCGUGUGUCGUCAAACUAAAUUCUCCAGCAACAGUAAGUAUUGUAAUUAUAUGCAAACAUUGUACUUAUAAAUAUGUACAUAUACACCCUGCCCAGAAAAUAUCGGGAAUUCCUCAUUUAAAUCUCCUGCUUAUAUGAAAGACAGGUAAAUUU
This is a messenger RNA of Bactrocera tryoni, 473 nucleotides long. RefSeq lists its product as uncharacterized. The record is from RefSeq and is a predicted model, not a curated record. The transcript has 3 exons. The coding region runs from base 78 to 458 and encodes 126 amino acids. Lineage: Eukaryota; Metazoa; Arthropoda; Insecta; Diptera; Tephritidae.